AUGGCCAGGGUAGCAUGGGCGGUGUCCUUGAUGCUGCUGCUUGUGCUCUUCUCCCGCGGGGUGUCCUCAGCCCCCGCCAAGCACCUGUGUGGCUCCAGCCUGGUGGACGCCCUCUACUUUGUGUGUGGGGAACGGGGUUUUUUCUUCAGUCCAAACCGACUCUACAAGCGGGAUCUGGAACAUCUGCUCGGGUUCUUGUCAAAAAGAGCCAAACAAGAGCACCAGCCGCAGAGAGCUCUGUCUGGCCACAUUGAGGCCAAGGUGAAGAGAGGCAUCGUGGAGCAAUGCUGCCAUAAGCCAUGCAGCAUUCACUACCUUGAAGGCUACUGCAACUGA
Molecule: messenger RNA, 336 nt
Organism: Limanda limanda (common dab)
Lineage: Eukaryota; Metazoa; Chordata; Actinopteri; Pleuronectiformes; Pleuronectidae
Product: insulin-like
Exons: 2
Coding region: 1-336 (111 amino acids)
Cellular component (GO): extracellular region
Molecular function (GO): hormone activity
Source: RefSeq, a predicted model, not a curated record